CUUCGAAGGACGGGCGUUGACCUUGUUGGUGAGCUGUGGCCAGAAAGGCACCAGGUCUGCUUUUGGUUUUCUUUUGGCGACUUCAAAAAGCCUGAGCUCCCCCGUCCUUUGAGUUACUUUCCAACUCCUCGAGAACCACAAGCAGACUGAAGUUGGCCAACCUCCUAGAAGCGUUCACUCCCUCAGCCCGCAACUAUCAACAGCCAUCGCGGGAAGACUUACCAGCUCCAGCAAGCUCCCUGACAAAUCGACAUCAUGAGCGAAAAAAGCCCAUCAAGAAGGCCCGGACAAGGUUCCUUGGAGCGCUUCUCAUCUACAGUCACCGAAAACAAUUCCAAGGACUACAUGAGCGGUUCACCCACCAUGGAAAACCGCCAGAUAUCGGGAGUUAGCGUCACCUUCGGUCCUGGCAUGGAGGUCUACGAGGUCAAGCCAGAGAUGGCUCACCUCCCUUACUACAAAGCAGAGUCCAAGAGGGUCAAUGUGUACUGGGGCAGACAAUUCCUUAAGUACACCAUCAAGAUGAACCAGGAUCCGUCAAGUCUCCUCACUAUCCAUACUCUGUUUCUGUCUGGAGAGAUCAAGGUCCGCGGCAAGCUGGUCACCACCCAGUAUUUUUCUUCCGGUCCUGGUUCCGGGACACUCGAACUCUUGGAGCUUCCACCAAGUGUACUGUUGGCAGAGAUCACGAGCGAAAUUCCUCCGGAGCUCUUGAGGGGUGCGCAGUGGACUACGAAACAGCCAAAGUUCAUAGACAGCUGUGCUCUGAGAGCUGUACUUUUGCUAUUUACGAAGCUUGGUCCUCUCAAAGAGCAAGAAGUUGAGACUUUGCCGACCAUGAUGAGAGUGUCGGCCUUGUUUCAGAACGAGAAUGACGCCAGGAGAGCUGUCGAGGUUCUCAAUCAGUCACCACUGCCGUUAGACCCGCAGCAAAUGCUAAUGGCUAGACUGGAGUAUGAAAUGGUGUUCAAGGGUCCAGAAAAAUGGGUUCAGAACAUUCUUGAACAGCUUCUGAGUAAGGCCUCCUUUGCCAGAAACACUCACCAGAUGAAGCUUGUCCAAUCACUCGACGAUGAACCACACUUCAGCCUCAGCGGAGAGAGCCGUGAAGUUCUGGUCGAGGCAAUGGAGUGGGUACGCCAGUUCCCCGUCUACGACCAAAUUCACGAGGACAGGUUAAGCCCCGGGGGCUUUAUCACAGCAGACGAGUGCUGUGUGAUAUGUGGUGAUACGGCAGAGUCACCCGUAAUCACUCAGUGCAAACAUGUCUACUGUGGUAAUUGCUUCCACAACCUCUGCUCGAGCACCUUUUCGAUAGGGAGCUGGCGCAAUCGGGUCGUCUGUCAGGCGCCCAAACCAUCGAGUACCUCCACAGUACUCGACAAUUCCAUUUGUGGCCGCACUCUUGGCCUUCCAGAGAUCCAGACAAUGGUCAAAACCAAUUCCUUUGAACGUCUCCUCACUGCCUCGUUCAAAUCGUACGUCCAGGGCCGUCCACACAGAUUGCAGAAUUGUCCCACCACCGACUGCGACUACGUCUACGUCGUCCCUGAACCCAACGACAAUCUCGUCACAGCACCGCACAUCACCUGUCCCCAUUGCCUCGUCGACAUCUGCACACGCUGCCAGAAAGGCCACGCAGCCAGAGGAAUGACCUGUCUCGAGUUCCAAGAUCAUCUAGCGCAUGGGGAACACUCGAUGGCCCUCGCCAAAGCAGAACAGGGCAUUCAAGACUGUCCGAAAUGCACGAUCCCCCUUGUUAAAGUCCAAGGGUGUAACCACGUCACUUGUCCGGUAUGCCACACCCACUUGUGCUGGUUAUGCUUAGAGAUGUUUGAAGGGGAAGAUGCCGCAGAGCGCGUGUAUCGCCAUUUGGUUGUGAUGCAUGAAAGGAUCUUUGAUGAGGGUGAUGAGGAUGAAUAUGAUGAAUAUGAGGAUGAUCUCGAUGAUGAUGAUUUUGAUGAGGACCUCGGUGAUGAUGAUGAUGAUGAUGAUGAGGAUCUCGAUGAUGAUCAUGAUGAUGAUGAUGGCGACGACGGCGGCGACGAUGACGACAACAUCGACUGGGAGCAAGAAUAUGGGUUUGGAGGUCCAGAAGCUGCACCCGUGCUGGUUCAUCUCGUACAACGUCUUCUUCGUUUGUAUCGACAAGCUUUCGGACAGCUUCGGCGUGAGCAGAGGCAAGCUGAAGAGCAGCGCAGAAACAUGGGGAACGCUGCUGAUCCGAAUUUGAUCGAGGAGGGCCAGGGCGAACAAGCGGAUACCGGACAAGAGAACGACAGGGACAAUAGCGAGGAUGCGGAUGCGAACGGAAACAACGCCGCUAGCCAAGAGGACAUUGAGGUCGAAGACGAAAAAGUUGCUCUUCCGCUCCAGGGAGCUCCAGAAGCAAUAGAUCAAGAAGUAUGGUUAGAGAGAGUUGCUGCUCUGGAAAAUAUUAGGUUGUUCCGACGGAUGGUUUGGCUAGAACGUGAGCUAUUUGAGGAACAACGAGUGCAACCUCAUCAACAGGAGAGGAGGAAUUGGGAAGAGGUAGUGCAACCUCCACGAUUGUGGAGGGAUUGGGAAGAGAUAGUGCAACCACCACCACAACAGAGGAUGGAUUGGGAAGAGAUCGAUGUCAUUGUCCCUGACAUUGUCUACGACUUUGACUUUUUCGUUUGGCUUUGCUUCUUUAUAGUCGGAUUCUUGUGCAAGUCUAUACAGCAAUUGGCCUUGUUUGCUUUAUACGUGUAUUUAUCAGUCAUUUUGGCAAUCUUUUCUCUUGCUGAGAUGGCGGCCGCUGGGCUCGUUGCUUUUUUGUUGCGCGUGGUUUUUGCGGUCUUUGUGGUGUUGCCCUUGGUGGCUUUGGGCGCGAUCCCUAUAGGGAUAUCUACAGUGCAACUUGAAGAACUAGAUCUAGAAGUAGGGUAGGUAGG
Molecule: messenger RNA, 2918 nt
Organism: Neurospora hispaniola
Lineage: Eukaryota; Fungi; Ascomycota; Sordariomycetes; Sordariales; Sordariaceae
Exons: 2
Coding region: 256-2913 (885 amino acids)
Biological process (GO): proteasome-mediated ubiquitin-dependent protein catabolic process; protein linear polyubiquitination
Cellular component (GO): ubiquitin ligase complex
Molecular function (GO): ubiquitin binding; zinc ion binding; ubiquitin-protein transferase activity
Source: RefSeq, a predicted model, not a curated record